AUGGAGACGCGAGUUCGGCGGCGCCCGCAGCUUCUGCUGCUGCUGCUGCUCCUCUGCGGUGGGUGUCUCCAAGCGGGAGGCUGCAAUGAGACGGGGAUGCUGGAGAGGCUGCCUCUGUGCGGGAAGGCCUUCGCUGACCUGAUGCGCAAGGUGGACGUCUGGAAGUGGUGCAACCUGUCCGAGUUCAUCGUGUACUACGAGAGUUUCACCAACUGCACCGAGGUGGAAGCCAGCAUCGUAGGCUGCUUCUGGCCCAACCGCCUGGCCCAGGGCUUCAUCACUGGCAUCCACAGGCAGUUCUUCAUCAACUGCUCUGUGGACAGGGUCCACUGGGCGGACCCCCCUGACGAGAUUCUCAUCCCGCUGAUUGCUGUGCCCAUCCUGCUGACCGUCGCCAUGACAGGCCUGGUGGUGUGGCGCAGCAAACGUACUGACACACUGCUGUGAGGGCCUUAGUGAGAUGGAGAGGGCCACUCCCGGCAAGCUGGAAGAAAGUUCCCCGGGGCUGGGAGAGCUAGUCGACAUUGCUACCAUCCUGCCAUUGAGGCCAUACCCCACCCAGACCCUUCCCAGCCCAGGCUCACCUGGUCCCUGGUGGCUGGCCUACCCCUGGCUGGGGCUCAGGCUGUCUACCCAAGAUCUUCGCUUGUUCUUGGGCAAGUAGAAGAAUACGUGCCAAGGCCAGAGCUUGUGUGGUGGGCACAGAAAUCACCUGCUGCUGCACUCUGUGCUCCCUCAGGCUGGGCUGGA
Messenger RNA from Propithecus coquereli (Coquerel's sifaka), 750 nucleotides. RefSeq names its product receptor (G protein-coupled) activity modifying protein 3 (gene RAMP3). Lineage: Eukaryota; Metazoa; Chordata; Mammalia; Primates; Indriidae. The coding region runs from base 1 to 447 and encodes 148 amino acids. Gene Ontology annotation, cellular component: membrane; cell surface; signaling receptor complex. Gene Ontology annotation, molecular function: coreceptor activity. Gene Ontology annotation, biological process: calcium ion transport; regulation of G protein-coupled receptor signaling pathway; cellular response to hormone stimulus. The record is from RefSeq and is a predicted model, not a curated record. The transcript has 3 exons.